UGGACAAUAUCUGUUGAGAGGUUCGGUCUGGUAAUUGGUGGUGCUACAACUGAGAAGAGGUUCAAGCGGAGAAGAGACUACAUAAGAGGGCUUAUACCUGACAAUACGGUGGCAGAAUUGUUAGGUUUGGAGCUACCUAAAAGGAUUGUAAACCGGGCACUUG
Dentiscutata heterogama is the source of this 163-nucleotide messenger RNA. The record is from the annotation of a GenBank genome assembly. Lineage: Eukaryota; Fungi; Glomeromycota; Glomeromycetes; Diversisporales; Gigasporaceae.